Molecule: messenger RNA, 693 nt
Organism: Cicer arietinum (chickpea)
Lineage: Eukaryota; Viridiplantae; Streptophyta; Magnoliopsida; Fabales; Fabaceae
Product: zinc finger protein 6
Biological process (GO): trichome morphogenesis; gibberellic acid mediated signaling pathway; trichome differentiation
Cellular component (GO): nucleus
Molecular function (GO): DNA-binding transcription factor activity; transcription cis-regulatory region binding
Source: RefSeq, a predicted model, not a curated record
AAAUACAUAAUUAGUAGCACACAAACACACAUCGCAUAUUUCGGUGCAUCUAUCUCUCCCACUAGCUCAAAUAAAUCACUGAUGGCCGAUGACGAAUACCAUGGAAAUUCCAAUACUACCCCUACUAACAACACCCCAUCUCUAAAGCUAUUUGGCAUCAACCUUCAAGAAGCAGCUAGAUUGAAUCAAUCUCCAUCAUCAGAAUCUGAGGCUCUGAAUGGUACAAAAUACGAAUGCCAAUACUGCUGUAGAGAAUUCGCAAAUUCACAAGCAUUAGGAGGACACCAAAACGCACACAAAAAAGAAAGACAACUCUUGAAACGUGCUCAAAUGCAAGCUGCUCGUGGCUUCGUUAAUGCUUCACAUAUGCAUAACACAUUUAUGUCACCUCCGCCGCAGCAUCAUUUAAUCGCCGGUGGUCUACCGUCUCAGCCACCUUUGUCUUCGUGGCUAUACACAACGCAUGCUUUAGGUUCAGAAACUUUUUUAGCUCCUGCUUCUGUGUUUGAUGGCAGUGCUCGUCACCAUCAUCAGCAUCUGCAGAGAUUUCGUGGAUUGAAUGGUGGUGAUAGCAGUAGUGAACAAGGGUUUGGUUUAAAUUUGCAUCUUGGCUUAUAACAACUAGUACUCAUUCAUCUCAUUAAUUAUGAAUUGUAUCAGAAUCUGAGUUUUAAUUUUGAAGUGGUUUUUUUA